AUGGCUUUCUCGGCCAUCAACGUCGAGCCCGAAGACAACGUCGACGAGGAGAUCGACACCACCAAGGAGCUCCAGGUCGACGAUGCUUUGAGACUGUUCCACACGGCCCUCAAGCUCCAUGCGCAAGGUCCACGCUUCUUCGACCAGGCCGCCGAUGCCUUCGAUGCGCUCUUCAAGUCCGAAAUCUUCAAAUAUCCGGAGAGCAAGACCGAUUAUGAGCGUGCCGAAGCAGGGCAAGACGGCGCCCUCGCCGCCGAGCCCGCGUUUGCCCAGGGUCUGCCGGUCGUUGGCGCUGACGUGGAUGGAAUCGGCAGCAGCCUGCCGCAAGCUCUCUUUCUGUCGUAUAAGAACCAUGGCCAAUUUGUGAUGGAUCGCAUCAAACACAAGGCUAGCGCGGUGCCGUCAAACAAGGAAGCCUUCUUUGCAGACGCCGCCGUGGAGCAGGACGCCCGGAGAGCCUUGGACGACUUCUGUGCUGCCUUGGAUCGCGAUCCCUCAGACGCCGAGCUGUGGAGGAAAACCGCGCGGGUUGCCGCAUUCCUCAGGAGCGCCAGAAUCAGCCGAUACAGCUUGGAGGCUGCCAUAGAGCUGGACGACGACCCCGCCGUCGAUGAAGUUGAGCCUCCGUCGUUGGCGGAAGGUUUCGCCGGUGUGCAGCUCAAGCAACACCUGGAGAUCUUGGGCGAUUCUAUGGCACUGAGUCACCCCAUCAUGGGUCCCUUUGUGGAAAAGGAGCUACCGCUGUAUCUCUCGCGAUUCGCAGACCCGAUGCCGUUUUUGCCGAAUCCCACCCGCUCCCUGGCCGUCCCGAGGCUACACACAGCGGAAAUCGAAAGCCCACGCCUUGUCAUCCCCCUGCCCAAACUGUCUUGGGCCGAGCUGGGUGCGGCCAUGGCACGGCUUGUUGCGGAGGAGGGCCUUCCAGGGCGGGCAAUCUCGAUUCAACUGACCGGUCCAGGCGACGAAGAGGACGUACAAAUGGAGGUUGACAUGCAAUUGCAACCUCCCGAAUCCUCUUCUCCUUCUGAUCAAGGAGCCGAAGCGGUGAAAGCCAGCGGUGCCAUCGCCGAGGAGCCAAAGUCGGCAUUGACAGAGCCCCUCUCUACGAAUGAUCAGGCGGCAAAAGAUCCGAGCCCAUCCAUGCCACCCAGCAGGAAACGCUCGCAGUCAGCUGCAGGCAUUCCUGACGCACAGGAGGAGGAAGCUGCAGAUGUAAAGAGGAGCAAACGGACCAGACGCAGAGACGCGGCUGCCGAGGACGUCAUGGACUCGGCCACGUUUCUUGCGACGCAGCUGCAGCCCUUGCAAGCCGCCGAUCAGAACCUCUUCCAAACCACCAAGGAUCUCCUGGAGAAUCUUGGUGUGACCGACCCGCUGACUCUGGGACGGAUCGCUGAGGUCCUCGACUCGUGUGCGUCGGAUGAUCGGACGGGCAAAAUUCUCAACCCGGCCACGAUCGACCUUCGGGAUUGCAUCACCCAUUUCACCGAAGAUAUCGGCUCAGUUCUCCUAAGCAAGAGGGAACCUCCUCAACUGAGCCUCUCCGCCUUCCUCGAGCACGCAAAAUCGGGCUCUCAGCGAGCCCAAGAGGCGCCUGCGUUCGAUGAUUCUCGAGGCCUGAGGCAGUUCGUGGACAGGAACAACCAAGGCUGGAAUACCAUCCACGACCUUGGGUACGCGUACCUCACAGCCUUGGCCAAGACGUACAUGGACCGAAAAUGGCCGGAUCAGCUGAAAACAGCCAUGUUGGACGUCAUCAGACAGCUCGAGGAAAGCAUAUACGAUGGCUUCGUCCAUGACCUCGAGCUUUGCCGCAGCCGCCGGCCCUCGGCCGCACUUACCGAGCUAGCAGGGCUCGCACAGAUGAUGUUCGAGCUUCAUCUAGACAUCCUCGACCAGCCGACGGACUCAAACAGCACAGCCGAGCAGGGUACGAGGCAACAGGCACGAGUGCAGAUGGACAGAUGGAUGGAUCUAGCCGCUGAGAUCACCAGGCUCCGAGACCCCGAACCGGACGAGGAUCUUGCUGUCCGCUUCCUCUGGGCCGCAGUCACAUCCAUCACCAUGACCAAAGCCGCGCCCCGAGACCAUGUUCUUAACUGCUGGCAUAGUCUACGCGACUUCCUCGCCCGGUCAGCCGGGGCCGAAAUCAAUCUUCCAAAUUGCGCCGUCAUGCCCGAGAUCUCGACGGCAGCCGCCGAGCGCGAGAUAUCUAAGCUCACGACGAUGGACUUCUUUUUGGGGUUGUUUCAAGAAGAAAAGGACGAUCCAGUGUCGGUGAUUGAAAGCUUGGAACCAGUCCUAAACCCCGAAGGCGUCUACAUCACCAUACCAACCGCUUCCGAGCCAAAAGGGGUCGACGGCGUUGGUAGCGACCCGGACCAGCCCCGCAAGCUUCCCAUCACGGAGUGUGCCAGCCAGGAGCUGGCGGGCCUCUGGAAAUUUCUUCGGAACAGCAAUACGGAGAUGCGGCUAUUGCUGUGGUCAAGGCUCGGCGAGGCUUACGGAACCAUCCAGUAUACGACCAAGCAAUUUUCGUGCUUCCUUCGCAGUAUCGAGACCAUCGUCGCUGACCUGGAAGCCGACAACUACACGCACACCCCCGAGGAAGCGAGGAGGGGCCUGUUCAUCAGCUUGUUGAAAGCUCUGGACGACCUGAUCAUCCAAUCGCUGCACCUCGCCCUGAACAACAACAGCUCCUUCGACAUCAUCGACGAGGACCACUUAAGGUCGAGCAUGUCCGCGCUUGCGAAAAUCAGCUGCAUGUUACACGUAGCUGCCAUGUACGAGGACGAGGCACGCAUCGGGAUGAGGCCUGCGCCGGCAAGCGGCUCAGCCCUGAGGUCCUUCCUUAACAGGCUACAGGAGAUGCAGGUGCGGACCUGGUCGCUCCAGUAUACCAUGCUGAAAGUUGGUCUCAACCAGCACUCGGAGCGGUUCCCCAAGCCCGAGAGUGAUUUGGCCGACUACUUGGCUGCGGUGCAUCAAGUUCUGGGCCUCCGGAAAUGCUGCAAGGCCUCCAACAAGAUCUUCCUCAAGAUGAUGCGCGUGGAGCUUCUCAAGCAAAAGAACGUCGAGAACUGGGAGGACUACCUCGGCCAGGUCCUCUACGAUCUGCACGGCCUGAAGCUCGGCGUGGGCAUAUGGGAGGUCCAGGACCACGGCUGCGAGCCGGAGAAUCUGGAGAGGCGGCAGGCGCUGCAGCUGGUUGAAAAGGUCACGAUGCUGGCAAACAGGAUGUCUAUGAAGGAUCUGCUCAAGUCUGACCUCAAGACCACCAUCGAGCGGAUGCAGCAGGCGAUAGGGUCGGCCAAGUCGAGUCCUCAGAUGGCCCAUAAUCUCCGCAACUAUUCCGAGUAUCUCAAGGCGCCGAUCCACCCGCUGGAUCUGUACCAGGCGCUGUCCGGCAGGGUGCAAUUGGACGCGGUUACCAUCAACACGCCAGAGAGUGCGCCGGCCAAGCAGGGAUGGUUCUUCCUGUUGGGCAUGAUUGCGCUCACCAAGUUCAAGGGCGUCGACCUGAACCGCCGGCAGACGCCUGGCGCCACCGACGACCUGCGCAUCGGAGCCACCUUCUUGCGGCUACAGCUCCAGUACACGCCGGACCGCUGGGACGCAUGGUUUCGACUCGCCGAGUGCUUCGACUACGAGCUGGACGAGUCCGUCCUCUGGACGGCCGACAAGAUGAACAAGGAGCGCGCGGAUCUCGUGAAGAUCCAGCGGAACGCGAUACACAGCUACAUCAUGGCGCUGUCCCAUUCCUAUGCACGGGCGGAAGACGACGAGGCGCUGUACGACAUGUACCACGAGUUCGGGAUGAGGCUGUACUCGUCGAGCCGCGAGCCGUUUGCGAUGGAGCCGUUCAAACAUGGUGACCAGAGCAGAUUCUUCAUUGAACACGAAGGGCCAGGCACCUACAAUAGGAUUGUGCAUCCCGAGAUGACGGACUACCAGGUCUGGAAAUUUGCAGCCCACCUGUUCCGCAAGGCCAUGGCGGGCAAGCCCAAGGACUGGAAGAAUCCGUACAUGGUGGCCAAGUGUCUCUGGAAGAUGUACCAAAAGCCCGCUGAAGAACUGGACGAGAAGAAUCGGCUGCAUCGUCCGACCGUCCGGACGGUUCUCGACGCUCUCGAGAAGACCGUCCAAGUUGUGUCCUCACUGCCGAAGCCGCGCCACGGACAAGACCCAAUCUUGGAGCCCCACUACAAGAUCCUGUCGGUCGUUCACAAACUCGUCACUCGGGGUGACCUUGAUGCCCAAGAAGCGGCGGAUAUCCUACAGCGUCAACCGUACGCCCCUGGCCGUGGCGAGCGGGUCACCGUGAAUAGCAGCGAGGAGUGGGACAAGUACGUGGUCCGGUGCCUACGGUUCCUGCGGGACAAGGACAAGUCCAACUGGCAGCAUCGGCUCAUCAUGCGACACGCGCGCAUCAUGCUCAACCAAGACAUGUGGCCCUUGGAUGACGGCAAGCCGGCUAGUGCCAAGGCCGCCUUCGCCGUGCUGCGAGACAGCAUGUUCACGAAGACGAUGGUGAUGAACGUGUGGAAGUGCGACGCCGAGCGGCCAGGUCGGCACCACGUCUACACGGAGCGGUACAUUCGUUUCAUGGUCGGCCUACUGGACAUCCUGAACGACCGGGCCAACCUCGAGGCUGUGCUCCGCCGGAUCCGAAAGAAGGGCGCCGACUUCUACCACUUCAAUGAACUGUGGCAGUUCUGCGUCAAGACCUACGUCAAGCUCAUCCGGCAGUCAUUCGAGAUUGUCGCGACAGAGGAAGAUGUGUUCAGGAGCCUCAGCCCUGAAGAGUUCGACGUCGUCGGCGAGAAAAUUACCGAAUGGGCCACCACCGCCGCAGCAGAACACGACGCCGCUCUCAACGCCAUGAAAGAAGCGGUAGAGCUGAAGAAGCUCAACGCCAACCUGACAAAAGCAGGCGCCAUCGACGAUCUGAUCACGGACUGCUACUCGUCCAUCUACCUGCACGUCAGGCCCGACAUCCCCGGUUCGCAGCCCUCGCAAACCAGCGUCGCCGGCGCCGAAACCGAAGGCCCCGGCGAACCAAACCCGGAUGAUUGGGCCGCAACCGCGAUUGCAGCAACGGACCUCAAAACCAAAUUGCUCCACACCCUCGUCACCCGCGACAAGGACACCCCCUCGUCCUCCUCCCUCCUCACCCCGCUGCGCGCCGGCUCGGAGCAGCCCGACAGGGACAGAUCCGAGAAGCACUCGGUCGCGGGCGACACCGCACCGCGCGCCUCACGCGCCGGGGGCAUCAGGCGCCCCAACAUCCUGCGCAAAGCGGAGCAGGUCGUGCAAGCGGUCCUGCGCGCGGCCGAGGUGCCGCCGCGGUCGGCGGGCGGCGCCGGCGGCGGUGGUGGGAGCGGCGGCGUGCCGGCGGGGAAGACCCGGUCGAGGGUCGGGUCGAUGAGCAGCAGUGCGCGCGGAAGGGGUGCGCGGGCGGGGAGCGAGGGGAGCGAGCAGGAGGAGGAGGAAGGAGACGAGGAGGUGGAAGGCGGGUCGCAGCAGGGGGAGGAGGAUGUGGAGAUGAAGGAUGUUGACGAGCGUGGGGGCGGAAGGACGGCUGUUUUGAAGGCUGGGCGGGCGGCGGCGGCGGCGGCGGUCGGGGACGAGGACAGCGAGAUCUCCAGUCCGCCGGGCAGCGUGCACGACUCGGCGGACGACGAGAGCGAUCUGAGCGACGUGCCGGCGGAUUAUGAGGACGAUGCGCCGCCUACGCUGCUCUUUCCUAACUUGCGGAGAAGUGUGGACGCGGGAGUUGGGAAGGCGGCUGCGGAUGGGGACGAGGAUGGGACAGAUACGGAGAGUACCGAGGAUGACCCGGCAGAGACGGAGAGUGAGGCCGAGGAAGGGGGCGAGGGUGAGGGGGUCGGCGACGGCGACGACGACGGCGAGGAGGUCCGCGAGGCUGGGGAGAACGAUACAGAGGAAGAGGAGCAUGAGGAGGAAGGCGAUGGCGAAGGGGAUGAGGGUGAGACUGGAGAGGGGUUGCCACAGCCCACCAAUGGGGAAAAGGCCGAGGGCACCGAGGACGAGGAUGACGAUGAGGACGAGGGAUAA
Molecule: messenger RNA, 6078 nt
Organism: Thermothielavioides terrestris NRRL 8126
Lineage: Eukaryota; Fungi; Ascomycota; Sordariomycetes; Sordariales; Chaetomiaceae
Exons: 3
Coding region: 1-6078 (2025 amino acids)
Biological process (GO): chromatin organization
Cellular component (GO): nucleus; HIR complex
Molecular function (GO): nucleosome binding
Source: RefSeq, a predicted model, not a curated record